CUUUGCGAUGCUGCAAUUUUGCAAUUGUCACACCCAAUGAAGCCAUACAAGCCGUUCAGGCCCCUCUCAGUCGCUGGGAGACUCAACAAUCUCAACGGCCCGCCACCGGCAAAGAAAAGACGUCUCUCCGAGUCUGACGAUGAUGAGCCUCUGGUGCGCGCCGCACCAGCAAUCCGAAAGCCGUUGAUCGACAUACAUAAUCCCACGCCGCCUCAAACACCCCCAGUCGAAAGCAAUGCCAGCUACUACACUGUACUGUGGCGAAAGUUCACCACCAAGAAGAACAAAACAUGGGACGGUGACGGCGUACUGGCGGUGGUGAACGGCGUCGGGGUGCUCACGGAUAGCGAUUCAGGCAAGGAAAUGGGCAAGGGGGCGUGCAAUCGGCCACUUCUUCCCGGCUCCCAGUUGUCGAUUGGCGGGAAGGAGCUGGAAAUCGAUGAUGUUAUUCAGAAAAAAGACUAUCUGUCUGGCCGCAUGUUCAUGGGGAAGGCAGCAGCAACACCGGUCGAGCAGACAACAAAACGGGUAGAGCCUGGGUACAAGCCUUUGCCUGUGGGUAAACCACUUCCUGCGAGCAAGUCCAAGGUGAAGAGGACCGAGUCUUCAAGCAGCACUAAGAGCGUUGUUCCUGAAUACGCUCCGUCUUCGAACAGGACACAGCAAUUCAAGACCCCACUGUUGUCAAAUACUGUGCUUCCACAGCGCAACACGUCAAUACCAACACCUCGCCACGACCCGAACGCACCGAACGCGCUAGUCAUGAAGCCGCCGACCACCAUACCCAAAGGAAAACAAGUCGUAGACGUUGUCGUUGAUCCGGUUCUGAGUAAGCACUUGAGAGACCACCAAAGAGAAGGUGUAAAGUUUUUGUACGAGUGUGUAAUGGGCAUGCGCAGCGAGGGUGAAGGUGCCAUCAUGGCUGACGAGAUGGGCCUUGGGAAGACUCUGCAGACCAUCGCCUUGAUAUGGACCUUGCUGAAGCAGAAUCCUAUCCACGACAGUGGACCCGCUAUUACAAAGGCUCUCAUUGUAUGCCCCGCUGGACUGGUCGAUAACUGGAAGCGCGAAUUUCGAAAAUGGCUCGGCAACGAGAGGAUUGGCGUUUAUGUUGCCGAUGCGAAGAACAAGAAGAUUGCUAACUUCACAAUGGGUAAAGCCUACAAUGUUUUGAUCAUCGGAUAUGAGAUGCUCAGGACUAUGCAAGAAGAGCUCAAGAGGGGUGCAGGUGUCGACAUCGUCAUUGCAGACGAGGGUCACCGUCUGAAGACCGCGAACAACAAGUCUAUGCAGGCAAUCCAGUCGCUCAAUACCGAAAGGCGCAUCAUUCUGUCAGGCACACCGCUGCAAAACGAUCUAGGUGAAUUCUACACUGCGAUCGACUUCGUCAACCCUGGACUCCUUGGUCAGCGAUCUGCGUUCAAGCGAGCAUUCGAAGCUCCAAUCGUUCGCAGCCGUCAGCCAGAUGCAAGUGAGUCGGAGCUAGAAAAGGGCGAGGCACGAUGGCAGGAAUUAGUGUCGUUGACCAGCAAGUUCAUGAUCCGCCGUACUGCGGACGUACUGUCGAAGUAUCUUCCACCCAAGACGGAGCACAUCGUUUUUUGCCGUCCAACAAAGGCCCAAGCCGAGGCGUAUCGCAGCGUUCUUUCUUCACCACUGUUCACCGCAGCUUAUGGCAACAUGGAAAUGGCCUUGCAGCUCAUCACAAUCUUGAAGAAAGUAUGCAAUAGUCCUUCGCUGCUGAAGUCAAAGAAAGACACGGAAGGGAAAGAGUCGGAGACGAUAGCAUCCAUUCUCCCACUGAUACCGCCGCAAAUAUUGAACUCGCACGCUUCCAGUACCAAGCUACGUCUGCUAGACAGCCUAGUGCAUCGGAUCUACACCACCACGGAAGAGAAAAUUGUCAUUGUCUCGAAUUACACAAUGACGCUCGACAUGAUUGAACGCCUUCUGAACUCUCUAUCAUACACCUACAUGCGCAUGGACGGGAGCACGCCUGCGAACAAACGACAAGGCCUCGUGGAGCGGUUCAACAAGACUCCCAAGGCUGCAAAUUUUGCCUUCCUGCUCUCGGCCAAGUCUAGUGGUGUAGGUUUGAAUCUCAUCGGCGCAUCACGCAUCGUGCUUUUCGACAUCGACUGGAACCCCGCCACUGAUCUGCAAGCCAUGGCCCGUAUCCAUCGCGACGGUCAAAAGUUGCCUUGCAAGGUUUACAGGUUCCUCGUUCAAGGUGGCCUCGACGAGAAGAUCUAUCAGCGCCAAGUCAUGAAGAUGGGGCUGGCCAAUGCGGUCGUCGACAACAAGCAGUCUGCCUCGUCCUUCUCCCGAGAUGAGCUGCGCGAUCUGUUUCGUCUUGAUGAACGCGAGACAUGCCAGACGCACGACUUGCUCGGCUGCACGUGUGAUUGCACGGGUACCCUAGAGGCCAAGCCAGAAGAGCCUGUUGGGAUCGCAGAAGAUGAAGAUAGCGACGAUGACAAGCCGCUUCUCCCUGGCCUCAGAAAAGCCAGUGAAGUCGAUAUUGAGGAGCAAGAAGCCGAGAUCGAAAGCAGGCGUAAAGCGAAGAUACCCAAGCUGCGGAUGCUGAUGGAGUAUCGACACAUCGACACUAAGCAUAUCCGUGCAGAUGCUAAGGGUGGAGUCGAAGAGGAGGAGCUGGCUGUUGCAGUGGACGACGAUGUCUUCCUUGAAGUGCUCAAGCAGAACGAGAGCAACGUCGGGUUCCUAUUAACUAAGUCGAGCUCAUAGGUCGUACGAGCCUGCAGAAAAGUUCGGGCAUACACAUCGCAUAGCGUCGGCGUUUUGGAAUCAUGAGCAUAGCGUACUUCUUGUACGGAGGGUGUGAUGCGCGGCAGGAGUGAACGGUGACACCCGAUGAGCAAUAUACCCUAGAUCACACAUCAAUGAUUCUUGCAGAUUCAACAUUCUCAUCGCUCCUUUGCCCUUGAUACUCC
Boeremia exigua is the source of this 2954-nucleotide messenger RNA. RefSeq names its product SNF2 family N-terminal domain-containing protein. NCBI's taxonomy places the organism in Eukaryota, Fungi, Ascomycota, Dothideomycetes, Pleosporales, Didymellaceae. Gene Ontology annotation, biological process: double-strand break repair via homologous recombination; reciprocal meiotic recombination. Bases 37 to 2748 code for a protein of 903 amino acids. Gene Ontology annotation, cellular component: nucleus. The transcript has a single exon. The record is from RefSeq and is a predicted model, not a curated record. Gene Ontology annotation, molecular function: ATP binding; ATP-dependent chromatin remodeler activity; DNA translocase activity.